UAGCCAAAACCGUCGACUGGCUCACAUGAGCGCUGCCCUGCCCUUUUCAUGUUUUCAGAGCCGACUUUACGUCGGCCACCAAACCCAUCCAAAUUGGUGACGGCAGCCGUGACAAAACCACCUCCCGUGCGCGGGCUGUGUACGUGGUCUCCCCUCAUUAGUCCGUCGCUGUUUCUACAACCCACUCUUCCUCACGGUCAAUGGCGGCGGUCUGACCAACCCCACCACUCCCCAGAAAGCUCGUCUCGACUUUCCAGAUUACGCACCGGUGAAAUUUACCACGUGUGAAAUUGCACUACUGCGCCUGCUCAAUCUAUCUCAUUCUCUUCGCUCGUAUAAAUAUACCCGCUUCCUCGCAUCUUCCCCCAUUUCUCUCCCGAGUUCCACUGAAGAAAAGAAGAAGAAGAAAGAAAAGAUGAAGAGCACCGGCGGAAUUCAGGAUAGUAAGCAGUCACAGCUGGAGUUACCUCCCGGUUUCCGGUUCCAUCCCACCGACGAGGAGCUGGUGGUGCACUAUCUCUGCCGGAAAUGCGCCGCCCAGUCUAUCUCCGUUCCCAUUAUCGCCGAUAUUGAUCUCUACAAGUUCGACCCCUGGCAGCUUCCCCAGAAGGCCUUGUACGGUGAAAAAGAGUGGUAUUUCUUCACUCCUAGGGACAGGAAGUACCCGAACGGUACACGGCCGAACCGGGCGGCUGGGACCGGGUACUGGAAGGCAACCGGAGCUGAUAAACCCGUCGGAAAGCCCAAACCGUUAGGGAUAAAGAAGGCGCUGGUUUUCUACGCCGGGAAAGCCCCUACAGGAAUCAAGACCAACUGGAUUAUGCACGAGUACCGCCUCGCCAACGUCGAUCGUACCGCCGGCAAGAGAAACAAUUUGAGGCUUGAUGAGUGGGUACUAUGUCGGAUAUACAACAAGAAAGGCAGUGUUGAGAAGUAUUACCUGAAUGAGAAAGAAGUGAAUUUCCCAGAAUUGGAAGAUGAGAAGCCCAAAAUCACUACUACUCGAGCUGCCCUGCCCCCUGUAAACAAUCAGAACAACUCGAGCUGCUGCUCGGAACAAGUGCAGUCGUCUGGCUACACGGAGGUAGAAAGCGCCCCCAAAUGGGACAAUUUCAUGGACAUUGGCCUUCAAACCACCUUCCCUUUCCCCUCCUCCGAUCACUACUUCAAUGACUUCAAUCCAUUUCAACAAGACAUGCUCUUCAUGCACCAACCCCACAAAUCCCCUUUCAAUUUGUGUUAGUUAAUACACAUUAUUCAAUCCUGGGAACGCAUAAUACCAUGUUCUUUGUAACUAUGGUGAAACUAGGAUAGAUAUUAUCUGUAAUAUUCUUUUAGGUAACUUUAUUUCUUUCAUA
This is a messenger RNA of Ipomoea nil (Japanese morning glory), 1358 nucleotides long. RefSeq names its product NAC domain-containing protein 2-like. Gene Ontology annotation, molecular function: DNA binding. Gene Ontology annotation, biological process: regulation of DNA-templated transcription. The transcript has 3 exons. The record is from RefSeq and is a predicted model, not a curated record. Bases 416 to 1243 code for a protein of 275 amino acids. NCBI's taxonomy places the organism in Eukaryota, Viridiplantae, Streptophyta, Magnoliopsida, Solanales, Convolvulaceae.